AGUGAGGCUGUCGGUCUGGAGGAAGGGGAAGCGGCAGCGUCUUCCUCCAGCUGGGCGACAGGGGAGCGGCUCUGAGUGCGGCGCUUCAGCCCUUCCUUCACGGUAUGGCCAAGAGACGGAUAGAAAAGGAACUAAAAGACUUGCAACGAGACCCACCAGCUCAAUGUUCAGCAGGUCCAGCAGGAGAUGAUAUGUUCGCUUGGCAAGCCACUAUUAUGGGACCUUAUGACAGUCCAUAUCAGGGAGGAGUGUUCUUUCUUGCAAUUCAAUUCCCCACAGAUUACCCUUUUAAACCGCCAAAGGUUGCAUUUACAACAAAAAUAUAUCAUCCAAACAUAAACAGCAAUGGCAGCAUUUGUCUUGAUAUUCUGCGAUCACAGUGGUCACCAGCAUUAACAAUAUCAAAAGUUUUAUUAUCUAUUUGUUCACUCCUGUGCGAUCCUAAUCCUGAUGAUCCACUCGUUCCAGAAAUUGCACAUAUGUACAAAACAGAUAAGGAAAAAUACAACAAGCAAGCAAGAGACUGGACUCAGAAAUAUGCAAUGUAAAAUCAUUGUUGGGUAUACUGCAACCAUCCAAUAGAAGAAAAAGUGACAACACUAUUUUUUCCAAUUGAAACACAUAGAGUUCACAAUAAAUAUUCAUUGUGGGCGAUAAGUACUGUAAAUUUUCUUAACUGCAAACAAAGUAUGAUCAUUGUCUGUUUUCAGAACUGCAAACUGUUCUUGCAGUAAUUGCUAAAUGAGCAAUGAGGCAAGUAGUUUACCAAUAAAAUUCCACAUAGUGGUGUUUUUCAUAUUCUGACAAGCAUUCCAACGCUACUUUUGAUCUGUUAUCUGGUACAACUGUUAAUUCUAUGCAUUUUGGACUGGUAUUAAGUAUUUUCUGAAUCAGUUUUCUUUCACUUUGCUACACUUGUGCCAAGAUGUUGGUGAGAAAUGUGGGAAUAAGCUGGUUGCCAACAGUGAUUUCAACGUCAAAAACUGCACAAAUGUUGGCCUGCCCAUUCUUGCUGCUCUCCAUUCAUUUACUGGAAGUGCUGGAGAUGCAUCGGUCUCUUGUUCAGACUUGGAGUCAGUUUUUUAAAAAAUCUUGUGCAGUUGACAUAAUCACUCACCAAACCUUGUGCUAUGUUGCAUCAACCAGACAAUAACCGAUUGAAAAUUAUCCCUUGUACCAUCACAAUUAUAAUAGCAAUGUUCAAUCUGGUUUAAUGUCUUUUCAUUAGGGAUAGAAUGUAAGUCUACAUGGUGCUGGCUCUUUAUAAUUGACAUAUAUACAGUAUUACCUACCUCUGGUAAAAUAUAUCUUUCCUUGCCUAUCAUCCAUCUCACUGAUUACAAUAUUGUUUUGGACCCUUCUUUGAUUGGUUUGAUAUGCUUACUUGUGUUUAUCCAAUUUGAAGUAAAAUUGCUGUUGUGAAUGGUUUUGAUGUUAAAUGAUCAAUUAAAUCACAGCCAAUUUUCAAAUUGCUUGGGUUCUUUAAGUUUGAACUACAGUGUCAGAGACAAUUUAGAACAUUUUGUCUUAAAUGUUUCUAAAUUAUUUAGAAUAGUUAAAAUCAUGGAUAAAAUUUAUUUUACAACAAAAAUGGAUGAUGCUUACUACAAGCCUUGAAUCAUGACUGAACUUCUAUCUUUAUAGAUAUGACUGAAAAAUGCACUUUUUCUCUAAACUGAAGAGCUGAACUGCUGCAGUUGUAAUUAAAACAGUUGGACUGUUUUGCCAGUGAUUUGUCUUCUUUUAAAAUGACCUCACUCGUUUUCUGGGAUAGUAGGAACUGCCGAUGCUGGAGAAUCUGAGAUAACACGGUGUGAAGCUGGAUGAACAUAGCAGACCGAGCAGGAAAGUUUGACGUUUCGGGUCAAGACCCUUCUUCAGAUUUUCUGAUACUGCUUGGCCUGCUGUGUUCAUCCAGCUUCACACCGUGUUAUCUCACCUUUGUUUUUCUGUUUGUUUGACUUAUUUAUCCUUACUGAAAUCUGGAAAAGUCUGUGUAUUACAGCGCAGUGCUUUGCAAGGUACAUACCCUAUAUUGUGGUCUAUCCCUUACCCUUCUUAAAAGCCAGUUUUUUUUGCUCAUUUGAAACAUUUAACCCUGCCUUUUUGAUCUUCUAACCCACUGCCAGAGUCUCUGAACUUUAAACUCUGUCACCUUGUCUCUCCACAGAUGUUAGCUGAGCUAUGGAAUGUUUCCAGAACAUUUCAGUUUUUUGAUUUGACUUCCAGAAUUUGCAUAUCUUACUUUGUUCAGACCGAUGUUCAUAGGGGCUGGCUCAUGAUGAACAGAAGUUGGAUUAAAUUGUCAAAUAGCCACUUUGAAGAAAACAUUAAGGCAGUGCCUGUAGGAGCUGUGCUUUUCAGUGAUGUCACUGGCUGAGAAAUGCAAAGCAUGAGACAAAAAGGAAUUUUUGUAAAAGAAACACAUCAGAGGCUUUUCUCCUCUUUUGAUAACUCAUGGCUAAUAAUGCAUAUCUGUUUUAUUUUAAUUGUUAAAACUUAAAGCAAGGUCGCUAGGCUUGUCUAACUUUCACUUUUUGUCCAAAUAAAAAUGCUCAGCAAAUUUAGUUCACA
Stegostoma tigrinum is the source of this 2574-nucleotide messenger RNA. It is a transcript of the gene ube2d1b, whose product is annotated as ubiquitin-conjugating enzyme E2D 1b. Gene Ontology annotation, biological process: ubiquitin-dependent protein catabolic process; protein polyubiquitination. NCBI's taxonomy places the organism in Eukaryota, Metazoa, Chordata, Chondrichthyes, Orectolobiformes, Stegostomatidae. Gene Ontology annotation, cellular component: nucleus. The record is from RefSeq and is a predicted model, not a curated record. Gene Ontology annotation, molecular function: ubiquitin conjugating enzyme activity. The transcript is spliced from 7 exons. Bases 105 to 548 code for a protein of 147 amino acids.